Messenger RNA from Desarmillaria tabescens, 1693 nucleotides. RefSeq lists its product as uncharacterized. Gene Ontology annotation, cellular component: MBF transcription complex; SBF transcription complex. NCBI's taxonomy places the organism in Eukaryota, Fungi, Basidiomycota, Agaricomycetes, Agaricales, Physalacriaceae. The transcript is spliced from 9 exons. Bases 115 to 1542 code for a protein of 475 amino acids. Gene Ontology annotation, molecular function: DNA binding; transcription regulator activity. The record is from RefSeq and is a predicted model, not a curated record.
UUUGUUACUUCCACCAACUUCGCACUCCACACAACGGACCACCUUCCGUCCCACUCAUUCCGGACUCUCAAGCUACCCCCCCAUCUCACGACGUAGCUUCUAUUCUGCUGGCCAAUGACAACAGGUAUACUUCAGGAAACAAUGCAAGUCUCCCCACAAGGCGCGGGCGCGCGCUUUCGCCCUUACGCCAGUCCGAACCAUCAUGUCACCAAAGGCAGAUACAUUACAAGCAACGAUCCACGAGGAUACAUACCUGUAUAUGAAUAUCCGUUGAACGGUCAAUGGAUUAUGAUGGAUAUUGACGAUGGAUAUAUCCUGUGGACUGGAAUUUGGAAAGCUCUUGGCCAUUCGAAGGCCGACAUCGUAAAGAUGAUUGACUCCCAGCCGGACCUCGCGCCUCUUAUCAGACGUGUAAGAGGCGGCUACCUCAAGAUACAGGGUACAUGGAUGCCAUACGAGGUUGCCCUAAGGUUGUCGAGAAGAGUCGCUUGGACCAUUAGAGACGAGUUAGUUCCAUUGUUUGGACCCACAUUUCCAAGCACAUGUCUAUCUCCAGAUCAACCGGGUUACGGCCAGGUUGUUGCUGGUCACAACCGACGACGUGCACGGAGGGGAACUCAGACUCCCGUUUACUCUACCACCGUCGAAACCGCAAAGUGGAACGCGGUGAAAGAUACAAGCUCAGAUGAUUCCAGGUCGGACAGUCGGAGACCGCUUCCCGUCUAUUCUCCGUACCCUUCACUGCAGGAGCACCGAUGUGAAUUUAACAUGGAUAUCGAUACAUUUCCACCUACUCUUCCAUGCUCAUCUGGGCGUCGCACAAGUCGGGGACCACCCCCUCGAUAUUCGCCAUACCCACCACCCUCUACACCUUCCGGCCGCGCUUCGCAUCAGCUUGUUCCAUUGGAUUCACUAACUUCACGGAAUUCACGGCCGAUAGAACACAUUGUCCUUCCGCCAAUUCGAACCGAUCAUUCUGCUUCAUCCAAACACUCAUCUCCAUCUCCCUACGCCUUGCCUCCGAUAUCGGCUUUGGAAGACCUCAGAGGUAUAGACGCAAACGAUACCGCCGCUGUCCUACGUCGCCUGCGAUCCGACGAUGAUAGCGAUGAAGCCUCCCACUCCGAGACGGAUCAACACUGGGACAGGAGGCGCCCACCAUCCACACCGACUUCACCAAUUUCUAAUCCGCAGUCCGAGAACCCCUACCGGAAAAGCUCUUACGGUGAUCGUAUGAAGUCCGAGAGACGGGUUCAUCCACGUUAUCCAACCAUCAGUAUACCCUCGUCCGGUGCUUCCCAAUCGAGUACUUCCUCGAACGCCUCUCCCAUUUCCCCCACUACACCCCACUCAAUACCCUCUGGACCGCCUUCUGUAACCCCAUCGGCACCGAUGGACAUGUUUCGGGGUCUACAUAAUUCGGGGUGGUCUUUUGGACACUCGGCAGUCGCACAGGAGCACUUAGCUCUGAAGGCAAAGGAACAUCGGUCCAUGAUGCCUGAUUUUUCUAAUGAGUUGUCGCCACCGAUUCGACCUUGGUGAAAUAUGAUGUCAACUUUAAUUCAAACACUAUCUUUUUUAUAGUUUCAUCAUAAAUGCUUUCGGUUCAGCUUGCAUAAGCUUGUAUACUAUGAUAUAUAUGUAUAUUCAUAUCUUAAUGUUGUACGCACUAUUUGGAUUUCCGUCGUGGUAC